AUGUAUGGAGAUUUAGCUAACAAACUGGUGCUCGAAGCUAAGAGAACACAACAGCUAUCACAAGCAGGAUUUAACAAGCAACAACUACCAGCAUACCAAGAUGAGCUUAUAAGAGGAAUCAUAAGAGAGGUAUCUGCACUGAAAAAGAAUGUGGAUUACCUGCGUGAAGAACAGCUCGCAGAUCAAAACAACAAGAUGACGCAGUGCAGGUAUGUGGUAGCGAUGCUGUCAAUGGAAAGGAACAAGAGAUGUCUACUGGCAUACGAAAAGUUGAGAAGCGAGCUGCUGGACGCAAUGGUGUGGGAUAACAACGGAAUGGAGUUUUCCAGUCUGCUUUCGACAUCUAAUUCCAAAACACAAUUUGACUCUUCCAUGCUAUCUCAUGCAGAACAAGAAUAUCUAAAGGAAUACUCGCAGCUGCUUACAGAGCUGAAAAGCGGACAACUUUCAGAAAUAGAUCUCACGGGAACUCUAGAGCCCCCAAGUGACGUGUUCAUAGAUGUAAGAGUCCUCAAAGAUGCCGGCCAAAUUGAAACAGAAUAUGGUGUCUUUAACCUCAUCAAAGACUCACAGUUCUUCGUUAGACAAUCAGACGUCGAGAGACUUAUACAACAGGGAUAUCUACAAAAGAUUUAG
Molecule: messenger RNA, 636 nt
Organism: Kluyveromyces marxianus DMKU3-1042
Lineage: Eukaryota; Fungi; Ascomycota; Saccharomycetes; Saccharomycetales; Saccharomycetaceae
Gene: PSF1
Product: DNA replication protein PSF1
Exons: 1
Coding region: 1-636 (211 amino acids)
Biological process (GO): DNA strand elongation involved in mitotic DNA replication; DNA replication
Cellular component (GO): GINS complex
Source: RefSeq, a predicted model, not a curated record